Hordeum vulgare subsp. vulgare (domesticated barley) is the source of this 2564-nucleotide messenger RNA. RefSeq lists its product as uncharacterized. The transcript has 13 exons. NCBI's taxonomy places the organism in Eukaryota, Viridiplantae, Streptophyta, Magnoliopsida, Poales, Poaceae. The coding region runs from base 267 to 2333 and encodes 688 amino acids. The record is from RefSeq and is a predicted model, not a curated record.
UGCCUGUCUCCUUGUCCCACCACCACGGCGAAGACUAGUAGUAGUAGUAGUACAACUGCCGCUAGGGCCCGGCCCGGCCCAUCCCCACUUUAUCACCUCUCUCUUCCUUCCUUGCAUCCAUAAAGAAAAAGAAACAAAGUUGUUGUUCACUCACUUUGCUCCCCCUAUUAAAGCCCUCCAUCCAUCUCCUCCAUGCCAAUGGCCGUGCAGGUGUGAGGGGAGAGAGAGAGAGAGAGAGUGAGGGGAUUCGUAGGAGAAACUUUUGGAUGGUGGUGGAUAUGGAGGAGGAGAAGAAGAAGCUGGCGGCGGUGGUUGGGGUCACGAGGCGGCACGUGAUAAGCAGCGGCUCCGGCUCCUCCCUCUCAUCGCCUCCUUCGUUGCCUCCCCCUGCUGCCGCCGCUGACAGCAACAACAUAAUCGAGAGCGAGGGCGGAGAUCAUGUCGCCGAACUCAACCGUAAGAAGGGGAAAAAACCCAAGCCCCUCAAGUGGAGAUCAACCAACAGCGACAUGAACAAUCGUCGCGACGGCGAGGCCGAAGAAGGUUCCGACGGAGGCCGCGACGACACGGUCCUCUCCUCGCUGACCAGAUCCACCACCGGCUGCGGCAGCCUGAUCGGGAGGAAGAGGGCGAGGACCCUCGGAAAGGUAGCUGAGGACUGUGAUGCUGUGGACCCGCCGGUUCCUAGGAAAUUGAGAUCAGCCAUAAUCAAGCGCGUCGGUCAGACUGUUCCUUCAUCGCCGCGGCAUGCCAAGAAGAGACGCCAUCUUUCAGCUAUCAGUGCUCAGAUUUUCCACAUGGAUCAUGAAACAAGAACCGAUGAUUCCAUGCCAUCGAAUUCUUUCACGGAAGAGGAGGAAGUACUUGCUGAUACUUUGCUAGCACUAUCCCAAAUAGCCCCACCUUCUGAGCCAACAGCCGACACGGCGACGGAGCGAGAUAUCUCAAACACAAAUGUUGCCUCAACUUCUUGUUCAGAAGGUGUGAUCACUCCUACAGGAGCUAUCAAGGAGGAUGACAAAAUAACUUUGUUGCCAACUGAUGCUAACAAAGUGGUUCCGCAGUCUGGCUUUGCAGAUCAACAAGUGGAACCAGCUGCUACUUCUAGUGUUCCACAACUAAAGCCUGCUCUAGGUGCUCCUCGCAUCAGCAUAAAUCCCGAUCUUCCCAAAGAUGGACAGAUACAGGACCUUUCUUUGGGACUUUUUGCGAAUUCGUCAAGUCCACCUAAAGAAUCAUUCAAUAAAAGCGCUUGGAAGAAGCCGAAGGCACAUUUUGAUGGUAGUCUAAGUCUAACUAACCACACAAACAAGGAGGCUCCUCACUGGCUGAUGAAUCACAAUAAAUCUGGCUUUGCGGUACAUGACAGAACAAAAUAUGAGAAUAACAGUGCCAAAGAAGUUACGCCUGCCAUCCAGGCUCCGCUACCUUGUACAUCAACUGGGUCUUCGAAAAAGCCCUCUUCAAGUAUAUUGAGUGGAUGCACAAUAUCUGGCACUGAAAUUACUACAGCCUGGGCAACUGCAAAUAAUGACAAGCUUUCCCUUCCUGUAAACGGUGGCCCUGCAAAGACAUGGAAGAGAAGUGUUAACCAUGUCUAUGUGAGCCAUCUCAUCCAAAACCAUUUGGACAAAGAGAAGGCAUCACAAAACCAAGUAAUCGCCCAGGAAAGAUCACGCAGCCGCAUUUCGAGCUCUCCAAGCGGCUCCACAUUGAAUAAGAAUGGCAUGCAUUUCGACGCAAGGAUCCCAGUUCAGCCUUCCGUCGGGGUUUGCGACAUGGCUCCUGGCCGGCAAGCAAUGGUGAGCAACGAUUUCAUGAACAUGCCCACCUCGGCGGCGUUCUCGGGGCCGCAGUAUGUUCAGUAUAUACAUCCCCAGAUGAUCACCGCCCACCGCGGUCCGGCGCCGUAUCCGUCGUAUUCGCAUCUCCCUUGUAGCAGCAGAGGGAAUGUGGCGCCCGCGAUGUCGAUCCAGCAGCAGCAGAUGCAGCAGUACAUGUGCAGCCCGGGCUACGCGCCGCACCCCGGCGCGCCGGCGGGCCAGGGCGCCGUGAAGCUCCAGCAGUUCGCGCCGACUCCGCAGCAGCAGCAGCAGCAGCAGAUGUGGCAGUUCCAUUUCUCCCAGUACCAGCCGAGGCAGGCAGCGGAGGGCGCUGCCGCGGCGUGGCAGAACGGCCGGCUCCGGGACGUGCCGUCGUCCGGCUCCAUGCGGCCGAUGCAGGCGCUCCAUGCUCCCCCGGCGAUGGCGCCGCCGCAGAUGGAGCUCCUCUGCGGGCCGUACCAAGGCGGCGGCGGCGGGGCCAGGCGGCCGCCGCAGCUGAGGCUGAUCUAGCGGCGAGUGAUGUGUGUAGAUCUUAAGGAAAGGAGAUGGUCGGUCCGUGGCGCCGCGUUUACUUUGACUUUGACGACAGAGGGUGGUUCUGAGAAAAAUUAUAGCGGUGGUGUGAUGUGACAUGGGAGCGGCUGAGGCCGGGAGGGGGACAAAUUUAACUGUGAUUAGCAUAAUUUUAUGUUCAUUGACCCGUUUAAAAGUUUUAAUAAUGUGAAAAUUGGGGAUACUGUA